This is a messenger RNA of Psylliodes chrysocephalus, 1358 nucleotides long. The record is from the annotation of a GenBank genome assembly. Lineage: Eukaryota; Metazoa; Arthropoda; Insecta; Coleoptera; Chrysomelidae.
CACCGUUUUAACAUUUGAUCUCGAUUUAUAAAUCUGGAUUAGCUGUUGAGAAGUAUUUUGGUAUGCACGGUAGGUGGAUUUAGUAAUCCUUAGUACACAUUUGGCAACAAUGUUAUAUUUAAAAAAGAAGUAGAAAAUAACCACCUACUCCUUCUAAAAUACGGUCGAUAUUGUUAACGAUAACGCAUUUAAAAUACAAACCAUCCUGAUUCAUAUUAUAAAUUUGUUAAUUUUAUUAUUUUUAUCAUUGUGAUUAUGGAUACUGAUAGUUCAAAAAGAGUUCCUAAUUUCACACCUAAUGAAAAAGACUUUCUUAUUAAUUUAGUUGCUAAGUAUAGUCACAUUCUGGAGGACAAAAAAACUAACAAAGUUAGCAUACAGGAAAAAAAAAACCAUGUGUGGGACCAAAUUGAAGUGGAAUUUAAUAAUAACACGCAGAUUGCUUGCUUCAGAAGUUCGAAUCAGUUAAAACGUCUAUAUGAGAACAAAAAGAAGGAACUGAGAAGAAAAAUGGCCAAUAAUAAAAAGGAAACAUAUUUGACUGGUGGUGGGACUUCACAAGUGGUUAAAUUGGAGGCCAAUGAGGAGGUUUUAUUGCAAAUUGUGAACGAGAAAACAGUUAAAGGUUUUGAUGUGCCUUUUGACUCUGAUAGUGCAACUUCUGAAGAAUUAUAUUCGAGAGAAGUCGAAUUAUCCCCUGCUGCAAAAACGUCUAAAUCAUGUUCACUUUUGGAAAAAAAUAAAAGAUGGGAGGAAGCUGCAGCUGCUUGGAAUGAAUCCCAAUCAGAAAAAAGGAAAAGGAAAGAAACAGAAUUCGAAUUUUCUCCAGUACCUUUAGCAAAACAACCUAAUACGGAAAUAACAUUGGAGGAUGGUAUAAAUAAAGAGACCAAUGCAACAAGUCAGUACCAGAGAUGUCCACCAAAAACUCUUAACACCUCUACUAGUUCUGAAUUAACAACACCCAGUUCUAGUAUUAACUGUAGCAGGAGAAGACCUACAACAAAAAUUAAAACACUUACAUCUUCAGAUGUAUCUGAUAAAUACAAUAGGUUACUGGAUAGAAGACUUGUUUUAGUUGAGAAACAAAUUGAGCAAAUUACUGAACAAAAUAAUUUUGCGAGAGAGGAAAACAAACAAAAACUUAUCGUUGUAAAUUUGGAAAAGGAGGAAAAAAAAAUGAAAAUAGAACUUCUCAAGUUAGAACUUGCUUCCAAACGGUCUUCUCUGUGAGAUUUGCAUUGCAGUUUGUAACAUAUUUAAAAUGCAAAUUCUUUAUCGUUUCAACUUUUACUUGAUGAAAAUCCAUAUUGUUUUAAUGAGAAAAACCAAACUUUGUAGAUUUUCACAUGUGAACA